Messenger RNA from Lycium ferocissimum, 2687 nucleotides. RefSeq names its product probable CoA ligase CCL12. Bases 352 to 2529 code for a protein of 725 amino acids. The record is from RefSeq and is a predicted model, not a curated record. NCBI's taxonomy places the organism in Eukaryota, Viridiplantae, Streptophyta, Magnoliopsida, Solanales, Solanaceae. The transcript is spliced from 14 exons.
UAUAUUUGGAAACUAUUGCAAAUUACAAGUCAUAAAAUGAAAUGGAAUAAAUAUUAUCACUAAUAUAUGGAUAAUAUAAACAAGGGAAAAUAAUUUUUUGGACUAAUAGCACCAUGAAAAUAAGUGCUUUGCCAUGUAACUGAUUUAUUGGAAUAAAUAUAGGAUGUUUUCCAUAGUGACAUCUGAAAGUGUCGAAUGAAAUGGCGUUAAACAAAAAGAGUAAAAUAUUUUGCCUGUAAAGUAGAUACAAUUUGAGAAAGUCAGGUGAAAGAACAUUUAAAGUGAGAGGGGUAAAGACAUAUGACAGUUGCGUAGCUAUCUGCAUAUUUGUCCAUUGCUUUCUAGUGAGAGAUGGGAAAGAAGAGCAUAAGUGAAGUUGGUUUGGAUGAUUUAGUAAGAGCAGGAUUAGGAGAGGAGGAAGCAAAAUGGUUGAUGGGAGAGGUGAAAGCAGCAAUAGCUAAAGUGGGUUUGGAUGGAAAGGAUGUAUGGCGUGAGAUCACUGCAGCUCGGAAAUUGCUGAAACCAACACACCCACAUGGCCUGCAUCAGCUGCUUUACUACUCUGUUUACCAUAACUAUGAUAAUGGACCUCCUCUCUAUUGGUUCCCUUCUCUGAAAGAAUCUCGACGCACAAAUUUGGGCCGCAUAAUGGAAACUCAUUGUCCGAAGCUUUUAGGAACAUCAUACAAGGAUCCGAUCUCAAGUUUUAAAGAAUUUCAGAGGUUUUGUGUUCAGCAUCCUGAGAUUUACUGGUCAAUUGUAUUAAAGGAACUUCCAAUUCACUUUUUGGAAACCCCUAGAUGCAUACUGGAUACAUCUGACAAAUCAAAACGUGGAGGAAACUGGCUUCCUGGUUCAGUUCUGAAUAUAGCCGAGAGUUGUGUGCGUUCGAGCGAUUACUGUAACAGGCAGGAUGAUAGUGUGGCCAUUGUAUGGAGGGCAGAAGGGAAUGAUGAUAAAGAAGUUAAUUGCAUGACAUUGAAACAGCUGAGAGAACAAGUAAUGAUGGUGGCAAAUGCACUGGAUAACAUGUUCUCAAAGGGAGAUGCGAUUGCCAUUGACAUGCCAAUGACUGCCACAGCAGUUGUUAUAUACUUGGCCAUUGUUCUUGCUGGAUUUGUUGUAGUAUCAAUUGCUGAUAGCUUUGCUGCACAGGAAAUUGCAGUCCGUUUACGAGUGUCUAAUGCUAAGGCUGUAUUUACACAGGAUUCCAUAGUGCGAGGAGGCCGAAGAUUCCCCUUGUAUAGUCGAGUUAAAGAAGCUGCUCCACUUAAAGCUAUUGUAAUUCCUGCAAUUGGGGAGGAUUUACAAGUUCAAUUAAGGAACCAGGAUCUAUCAUGGAAGGAUUUUCUGGCCAGUGUCAGUCAUCUUCCCAGGCCAAAUUAUUAUUUUCCAGUUUAUCUAUCCAUAGACUCUGUUACCAACAUACUAUUUUCAUCAGGAACCACCGGAGAUCCAAAAGCAAUACCUUGGACUCACCUGUCUCCCAUCCGAUGUGCUUCUGAUUCAUGGACUCAUCUUGAUAUUCAAGCUGGAGAUGUUUUUUGCUAUCCCACAAACUUGGGAUGGGUGAUGGGACCCGUUCUAAUCUACUCCUGCUUUCUAGCUGGUGCAACUCUAGCUCUGUAUCACGGAUCUCCUCUAGACCAUGGUUUUGGGAAAUUUGUGCAGAAUGCAGGAGUUACUGUCUUGGGGACUGUUCCUGGCUUAGUGAAGACUUGGAAAAGUACUGGGUGUAUGGAAGGCCUUGAUUGGACAAAGAUAAGGACGUUUGCUAGUACUGGAGAAGCCUCUAAUGUUGAUGAUGACCUUUGGCUUUCUUCAAGGGUGUACUAUAAACCCAUUAUUGAAUGCUGUGGAGGCACAGAGCUAGCGUCAUGUUACAUUAUGGGAAAUCUUCUUCAACCACAAGCUUUUGGAGCAUUUAGCUCUGCAACAAUGUCCACAGGUUUUGUCAUCUUAGAUGAAGAUGGGCGCCCUUAUCCAGAUGAUCAAGCUUGUGUUGGUGAAGUUGGCUUGUUUCCUACCUCUAUGGGAGCUAGUGAUAGAUUGCUGAAUGCUGAUCAUGAGAAAGUGUACUUCAAGGGAAUGCCAAUAUACAAAGAUAUGCAACUAAGGAGACAUGGUGAUAUCCUAAAGCGAACUGUUGGAGGUUAUAUUGUUGUUCACGGCAGAGCCGAUGACACCAUGAAUCUUGGAGGUAUAAAGACAAGUUCAAUAGAAAUUGAGCGUGUAUGUGAUCGGGCUGAUGAGAGUGUCCUGGAAACUGCUGCAGUCAGUGCUGCCCCGCCAAAUGGUGGCCCAGAACAGCUAGUUAUAUUUGUGGUUCUCAAGGAGGGGAUAAUUAUUUCAUCAGACACACUGAAGAAAAGAUUCUCGAGAGCCAUUCAAAGCAAUCUUAAUCCUUUAUUCAAGGUGAGCUCCGUGAAGAUAGUUCCAAUGUUCCCUCGAACAGCUUCAAAUAAGUUGUUGAGGAGAGUUCUUAGGGACCAGUGGAAGCAAGAUCUUCAGAUACAAAGUAAACUUUAGCUAAAACCUCAAGUCUUGGUAUGUCAUCUGUAAUAUGCUUAUAUACAUAUAUGCAAAAAAGGAUCAGGGCAAGCAAGAAGAUACGAUGUUGUCAUUAUUUUGUCCCAUGUAAUAUAAUACUACUAUGCUAGUGACAUAUUAUCCCACUGUGUUUUUUU